UGAUUCAAAGUGGGGAGAGUACAAUACAUUGUGACACCACGUUGGCAGCGUACUACGUUGCAUUCAGUUUUAUUCUUACUUUACUUGUAAUGCAACUAAGUUUCGUUUUCCCACAAGCGGUGGCUGUUUCGAAGACAGACUUUUUUUCGAAAAAUAAAACGUGAAUGCGCGCGGUCGUUCGCUUUGCGCAGCACGUCGCUGUCAGUGUGUGUCGAGGCAGUCUCUCAAUCGGUCGCGGCGCGGUUCUGAUAGACACCGAAUCGCUGGGCGGUGCGUACGUGUCGACGGGCGCGUCCGGCGCUGACGGGGGCGAGAGGCGAGAGGGGGGCAAGCGCGGCCGCAGGCCCGGCAGGAAGUCGCAACUCGACAAGCAGGACAUGAAGGCGAAAUUGGAACGCAGCCGUCAGUCGGCGCGCGAAUGCCGCGCGCGCAAGAAGCUCCGCUACCAAUAUCUGGAGGAGCUUGUCGCCGACCGCGAGAGAUCUGUGCUCGCACUGAGGAAGGAGUUGGAUAAGUAUUACAAAUGGAACUUAGAGUUGGACCAAGGGCGCAUGCCUGAAGGCAUAGAAACAAUGCUUCAAGAGAUUGGUGUCUUGAAGCAAGAAGAAGUAAAACCUUACUAAUGGAUUGAUUACUCUUUUUUUUGUAUUAAAAUUGUAGUUUUUUAUGUUUAAGUAUUGGAUUUUUUUGUUUUUGAGAAUUAACUUUUUUUUUUGACGAUUUACAUUUUGUUUACUUUAUAAUACCUUUGUUUGUGUUGAAAAAUUUAUUUCCAAUGUUUUACGAAUAGUAACUUUUUGUUAGAUUUCAUAUUCGUCUUAACAAAUCUUUUCUAAUUGUAUUUAUAUCAGAGUUUGUUAAAACAUAUUAUACCAUAUAUUUUUGAAAUGUUAAAUUUAAUAAUAGGUAUAGUUAUGUAUUAUUAAUUAUUAUAGUCUAUUUGUAAGGUGUUAAGGAUUGUACAUAUAUUGAAUAUGGCGACUCUAAACAUGGUAAUAGAUUUAGUUAUUUUAAGAGCUUUUGGCUCGAUAAUUUAAUAAAUUGUUUAUUAAUAUUGUAGUAUUUUCACCUUUUAGUGAAGGUUUUGUAUUAUAUAAAAAAAAAUGUAGAAAUAGGAUACGUCAUUACAAAUGACAUAGCUACUCGUCAAGUAAGUGAUACAAUGGUAGUUUUUUAAACAAGCGAUUGUAUUUAGAGGUGAUAAGGUCUAAAACAUUAGUUUAAAAACAUAGUAGUGUAGUAGUAGUAGCAUAGUAUAAAGAGAACAAGUAAGUUAAAUUCGAACAUAUCGCGCCGUUUGUAUGUACGCAAGAUUGACGCACGCACACAACGACGCUCGGUUCCUUCUCAUGGACCAGUCUCAUUAGGGGCGCGCCAUUGCUGUGAGCGGCCGGUCUUUGUUAAAAAAUUAUUUAAAAUAUCAAUGUGACAAGUGACAACCCUGCGCCUCGCGAGUUAAGGUACCGUGCGCUCCUAAACGCCGGGAGUUGGCCUACUUGUUCUCUUUAUACUAUGAUAGUGUGUAGAUGAUUUUUUUAACAAUUCUAUUUUUUUUGUACAUAUAUUAUUGCGAAUCAAAUAUUCGCUGCUCCACGCCAAGAACCGCCAAUUAGGUUUAAGUAUGUAAUCAAGAAUUACAUGUAUAAUAAAUAAUGAACUAUAUAAAUAAGUGUCGUUCGUAAGUAAUCUUCAACAUGGAAUAGUAAUGAUAAUCAACUUUUAAUGAAUAGAUUAAAUUUCAUUGACGAAAAAAAAAUAUACAUACUAUUUUAGUAUUAUCCAAUUCUAAAUAUUUCAUUAAGUUCUCGAAUAUUUUUUAGAUUUGAAGAUGAUUUAUUGAACUAUACUUUUUUAUUAUUAUAUUUUAAGUUACCCAACAACAGAUUUUAACGACUUUGGUUUGUUGGAUUUAUCUCCGCUUGGAUAUGGAUAGGUCUUUUUGUAUCAUAGUUUAGAAAAAACAAUAUUCCAAUCAAUAUUAUCUAUGAAAUCAUUAUAUGAUUCAUAUUAGCUUAAAAUAAUAUUAAAAAUGUAACGUAAGGAUUCUCUUUAUAUUAUUUUAGCCCCUUUCAUUUACCAACCAAUAAACGUGUUUUUAUUAUAACUGAAAUAUUUUGUCACGUUCGUUCUCAUGUUAAAUAUAAUUGAGAGCGAAAGUAAACAGUUCUAGAGAUACUAUAAACACGUUUUAUGAGAUAGGUCGCCCUUUGUUGAAUAUUCGAAUUUAUUUUUUAUUAUACUUUUAAUCAAUAGAUUAUCCAUUUCGGUGUUGGUUUUUGUUUAUAGAGUUUAUUUUUUGUUGCAAAUGGGUUCAAAAUCUUUUUUUUUGUUAUUGUACAACUAUACACAGACAGUUUUGUAGUUAAUUGAUGUUUUAGUAUUUAAGGAUUAAAAAAUGAGGGAUGAUCACAAUUUCGUAGUUGCAUUUUAAUCAAAAUAAGAAGUAAGAGAUUUUGUAAAUAUAGAGGUCUCUGAAUAUCGCUUUUUAGUAUACAUAAUAAAUUAGACGAGGGGCGCCAGUUCGGAUUCUGCCAGACGGAAUUUCGUAUAUUCGGUAAAAAUAGUAUAGUAUGUUUCUAUUGUAAACAUAUUAAUGUAUGUGGAAUAGUGUAUUUUUUACCUAUUUGUUGCAAUUAUAUUUAGUUGAAGUUUAUUUUUAUGAGAUUUCGUACUUCCUGCGUUCAAUUAUUAGUUUUUAAGUUGAUUUUUUUACAAAAAUGGGUGUAAAUAAAUUAGCAUUUUAUGUUUUCUUUUUUAUAUUUUUGCAAACAGACACAAAUAUAAAUAAAUUACUAUCAAUGUUUUACUAAAAAUAGUUUGAUGAAUUGUUUCAGAAUAUUACACAAAACAAAAGAAACACUGAAACAAUCAAAAUCGAUGCAAAGUCGUGUUGUUUACGCCACUUAGAACUCACAAAUGGAUGAACGGAUUUGGAUUAGAUUUGUUUUCGCUUCCCUAAACAUAAUAUCAAGUAACAACUAUACAGUUUUUUAAAUACAUUGUAUUUGAUUUAUGUGUUUAAAAAAUUUAAAAUAUCUAUAUAAUUCUAUUUUAUUUGCACCCACAAGUUAUUUUUUGGUGGUCAAUAGUCUUUAGAGUAAUUUGUUUAACAACGGUUUUUGUCGGCAAUCCGCCUUGAUGGUCUAUCGAAAUGUAUAGAUGCGUUUUUUUUGUAAUUUAUGUAGAUAUAAGUUUAUAGCCGUUAACCUGAUUGAAAUGCAUAGUACUAAUCAGACAAAAAUUUACUUGGAUAUAUAAUAUCGUAAUGUCGACUGUCGACUCAGAGUAAAUGUUUGCGCACAGAGUAAAAAAUAAGACAUGUCUAUUGUCUACCUAAAGUAGGUAACUAAAAAGUAAUCCUUUUAUUUCUUCGUUAUUUUAAGUUUGUAGAUUUUUAUUUCUUGUUGUAGAAUAAUUAUCUACUAGUUAUUCGUCAGGCUGUAUUUUUUAAUUUUCUUUUAUACAACUGACUUACGACUUUAAAAAAAGACGAAAAAAUCUUGGAAAGCUUAUAAUUUAUGUUUAAAGUAGAUGUUUUUAGUUUAGAUGUUUCUAACCUCUAUCUCUAACUUUCAUAUUCACUGACGCUAUGGAAUAGUUAAAAACAAGUUUCCUUUGAUAUUUAAUUUUAUUUCUCUAUAUAUUUUAUUGUAUUUACCAUUUUGGUUUGUUUUACAAUUACAGACAGAUGAAGAAAUUAUUACUUAAUCUUGGUUAUCAAAGCCUGCUAUAAAAAAUUUCGAACCAACAAUAUAAUAUGAUGCGAAUAAAUUUAUGAUAUUAUAUUAAAACUAUUAAACAGUGAAGGAAAACAUCGUGAGGAAACUGAUAUGUCGAAGAAUCAAACGUUCAAUGACAUGACUGUGACAUCUGUCAACCUUGCCCAGCCUUGGCCAGCGUGGUGGAUUAUUGCCUGUACCUUCAUAUGAGGCUUAUGUUAUGUCAUAUAAUUAAACAACAAAAUGAUAAAUACAAUAAAAUAUUCGAUUAAAUUACUACUACAACCUAUGGCAAUCCACCUCAAAUAGUCAAUAAGGAUAGCAUUAAAUUUACUUACAUUGUACCAUUACAUCAUUUUUUAUGAAAUAACAUGGAUUCACUAAUGACUAAAACCAAACGCUUGCUGUAAAUAAUGCAUAGUUUUACUUUUACUAAUAAGUAGAAACACUACAUUUAAGACGAUUGUUUAUAUAAUAAUGUUAUCACUCUAUAAACUUAUUAUUAUAGAUAUAUAAGGUAUAUUAAUACGGUUUAUUAAUUUAAGUAUACAAUAGUUCUUGUGUUAGUUUGCCAGAUAGUUGCGUUUUUUAUUAUUUUAUUUUGUAGCGACUAGUGUUUCAUUUAGCCGCAUGGCAUCAUUUUUAAAUCGGUUUCAAAUAAAAUCCAAAAUGCUUCUAAAUAAGUAAGUUGUAAUCGUAAAUUAAUAAGAAGGAUAUAUCUUGUUUUUUUGUUUUGUUUCUUGUUAUAAUUUAGGGUUAAAAACAAUGUUUACUUACUAAAGAAAGCUUAUGUUUAACAUAAUAUAUUAUAAUUUGAUUAUUAUAAAGUUAUAUGCAUGUACCUAAUAUAUGUGAAAAAAUAA
Colias croceus (clouded yellow) is the source of this 4582-nucleotide messenger RNA. It is a transcript of the gene REPTOR-BP, whose product is annotated as REPTOR-binding partner. The transcript is spliced from 4 exons. Gene Ontology annotation, biological process: regulation of DNA-templated transcription. Gene Ontology annotation, molecular function: DNA-binding transcription factor activity. The record is from RefSeq and is a predicted model, not a curated record. Gene Ontology annotation, cellular component: nucleus. Bases 165 to 623 code for a protein of 152 amino acids. Lineage: Eukaryota; Metazoa; Arthropoda; Insecta; Lepidoptera; Pieridae.